CUGUGUUGUCCAGCAUGGGUACUUUGAAUGGGAAUUGUCAAAACAUUCAAGGAAAGGAGCCUUUUGCACAUGCGUGUGACGAAAGGUUUCAAGGGGCGUUUCUCUCUCUCUAUUUUUAAUGUCUUGGCACAUACGGAGAACGAAGACAACCAACCUAAAGAAAACAACACGACUAAUCGGUUUCUUUUCAACAGUGAAAGAAAGUAGCAAACUCGCGGCGGCUUCUUUACCGUCUCGCCCUCCGAUGUGCGCUGCGACAACUCGCACUGACGUCAUGCAUUUACCUUGUGCGUGAUUCGAUUUUUUUCCUGCAUCACCUCUUCCCCCGGAGAAUAUUCUUCGCUCUCUAAAAUAGUGAACACCAAAAAGUGUUGGCGGCAAGACACAAUAGACAGUCUCAGCUUUCCGCUUUUGCACGAGACACGACUGUUCCUAAACAGAGAAUUGCACGGAAUUUUCAAGGUCUCUGGAACGAAGCGAGUAGUUGUAGCUGUUGCCUUCGUUGUCUUGCCGGUCUCCGGUAAUUUCUUUUGUUUUCGUAAGCGGAAGGUAAGCGGGUCCUUUUGUUUCCUUUUUUUUACUGAUAUUUUGACAAUUUCGUCCACUUCGGGUGCUCCAACCUGGUUUUUCUCCCUCCUGCGUCAUUCCCCAGAAUCGCCCUCGCGAUGGGUGGAGGAGUCAGCCGGGACCGGCAAGAGCCCUCUAGCCGACUGAGUUACGGCCCUCAGCAGGUUGUUUUCAUUCCUGCCAGCCAGAAUCCGAACGUGGGGGGCCGAGCUGGAACUUCCAACGUUCCUCUUCAGCAGCCAACAGACCCUCGAUUCGACCCGCAAAGUGAAGUUCCUGUACCGAAUCCGGAAGCUGUUCCGCGGCUCAGUGUACAGCAGACUUGCGUGGUCAAGAACCCAGUCAACUUGCACAAGCACUCCCUAAAAUGCUUCCACGACCCCUCCUACCCCGACCGUCUAUUUGUCUCCUUCUUGUUGGAUUCCACAACUGAAGUUGACAUUUCCGUUCACUACUACGCUCAACAACUUACAGAUGCGGCAACAGGCGCGCCCACUUUCGUUUCUCGACUUUCUCGUCCAACCUCUGAAAGCUCGCGGCGCUUCCCUGCAGCAAUGAACCAGCACUUCUGCACAACUGCCGAAGAAGCUCUUUUGCUCUCGGAGUUGCAUCAGCAGCAAGCGGUUCUGGACAGUGAGGACGAGGACGAAGACGGCGGUGUCUACCCAAUCACCGUUUGUCUUCGAUCCGUCCCGCCUGCCCAGUCGUCUGGUGCCUACCAGCCGACUAUGGUGAAAAACCAGUACACUUUCGCUCGGAUCCUUCGCGCUCCGCGGGGCGGGCCCGCCACAGGAACUGAUCCAGCGGCAGCCGAUGCGUCUGCGAGUAGCAGCGCUGGGAAUUUCGGCACUUCCUCCCCAGGACAGGAUUGGCGGGCUCAGAUUGUCAAACAGAAGAUCCAGUUUGGCACACGAACUUUCGAGGUUCAGGAAAUCUUCGGCAUCGAGCGAGGGAACAGCACGGAGAUGCAGCGGUUGCCGUCUGGAACACGUGGCGGCAACGUUGGAGCCAGCUCGGGCGGCGACGAGUCAGACAGCAGAAACUCCGGGGAUUGCCAAGUCGACAAUCUCGCUGGGAGAGAGUGUGUGAUUUGCCUGGCUGAGGAACGCAACACGGCGGUCCUGCCGUGCCGCCACAUGUGCCUUUGCAGCGGCUGCGCGAACAUCAUGAGGAUGCAAAGCAACAAAUGCCCCAUCUGCAGGCAACCUGUAACGUCGCUACUCCAAAUCACCAUGAAAACAAAUCCGGAGUAGGCGACGGGAACCCUACAGUUUUUUUUAUUCCACCCCUUGUGUGGUUCUCGUGUUUUGUGCAUGCACAUGCCACAGCUUGGCCAUGUUGUCAUGCGGUAUAAGCGAUCUCCAGCGACGGAGAGCACUGUUCCUAAUCUUUACAGCUCCUCAAAUGCACCGAACUGAACGAACGCUUGUUCCGCAUCCUGUCUGACGUUUUCAGUAUGAAGGCAUUCAUUUUCUCGGCAGGGUGCAGCUACGACAGGGGCACUUUUUGCACGUUCACGCAUCACCAAGUUUAACUUCUGUUUGUUGCCUUGGUGGACCGCGGCGCCGUUUGAAAAGCAGAAUAGCUCAACUAAAAAGAUCUGUGUAUUCGUGCAUUCGCGGCGCAGGAUG
Messenger RNA from Toxoplasma gondii ME49, 2198 nucleotides. Its product is annotated as RING zinc finger protein. NCBI's taxonomy places the organism in Eukaryota, Apicomplexa, Conoidasida, Eucoccidiorida, Sarcocystidae. The record is from RefSeq and is a predicted model, not a curated record. Gene Ontology annotation, molecular function: ubiquitin protein ligase activity. The coding region runs from base 666 to 1820 and encodes 384 amino acids. Gene Ontology annotation, cellular component: cytoplasm. The transcript is spliced from 7 exons. Gene Ontology annotation, biological process: protein ubiquitination.